GGCCCCCGUGGAGCCUAGAGUCCCCCAUGGCAUGAGACCUUACAUUAGACAGAGUGGUUUGAAUUUCACCUCUCCUGCCUUGCGGCUGUGUGGCUGUGGAGAAGUCGCUUAACCUCUCUGAAUCUCCAGUCAGAGGAGAAGUGAUGUUAGUAGCCACCUUCUUGGGUUUCUGAGAGGAUGAUCUAAGACCAGCAAAUGCUGAGGAGUCUGGCCUGCUUUCUCUGCAGUUUGAGGCAAUGAGAGACAAGAGUGUCACACAUGUGCCACAGCCCCGGGGAUCCAGAAGCACCUGGCAGCUGAGACACACCCUGGGACGGGUUUGCAGCCUGGGUGGUCAUGUGAGCUUCUCCCGCACCUGUCUCCCGGGGGUUUGAAGCAGAGGUCAGAUGUCACGCUCCCCCGGAGGCUCUGCCUGCCCCUGGUCACACAGACCCGGGCUGAAUGCCAGUGUCGCCUCCCCCUGGCUGUGUCACUUCCUGUUUCCCGGUCUCUGGUGGGUGCCCAGCCACCUGCCUCUCUGCUUCUGGCCCGGCUACCGUGGGGGCCUUCUUAUCUGGGGCCUCAUUGUCUUCUGGGCAUUCGAGGGCUCCCAGCCUUGUCUAGCACUGACCUUCUAGCGUGACCAGAGGAGGGGAUCAGGGGCGAGUGAGGAGGAAUACACCUGACUCCUCAGUGCCUCGGCCAGGCCGGCCGGCCAGGGUUCUCCCCCUCCUUCCAGCCCAGCCCCGCUGAGCCAGGCUGGGGGCCUGAGCACUUGCAGCCCCGAUGCUAAUGGCCAGAUGGCCUCAGUGCCCGCAGGGCCGGGCGGCACCGUGGCCUCCGGCCCGCAGAUGCCUCAGCCUGGCACCAACAGGCCAGCCCGGAGCCAACGGGGCACUGGGGGAGGGGCGGCCGCCAGCCUGUGUGUCUGGGGGCUGAAUGCGUGCUACCGGCCAUGAGAGCAGUGUUUGUCCGGCCACGGGUGCUGUGCAGCGGGGCACGCCCUGAGACUUGUUGGUGUGCGUGAUUGUAUGUGUGCGUGUCUGUGGCAAGUCAACCACGUGCUCCCCUGCGUGGGCCCAGGACAGUGAUGCUUCUGAGCACCCCCUAUGUGCUGUCACUUGGAGCUGAGAAAGGCAGGGAUAGGGAAGGCCCCUGGGCCGGGGUCAGUCAGGGACCUCUCUGGGCACUGAACUCGUGGACCCCCUCCUAGCUACUGCUGGGGACUCAGAGGGCGUGGAGAAGGGGUGUUGGGAGUGGGUGCCCUGGGGCAGAGCCCGUGAGCGUCAGGAGGGUGUCCUCGGGGCCAGGCUGUGUCCCAGACCCUGGGCACGAGACAGCAGCGAACGAAACAGCACACCCCCCGUGUUCCGGUGGCCAGGGAUCUCACAGUGGGAACGGCAGCCAAGCCAACCCCGUGCAUGUCACUGCUGUUAUUACCACCAUUAUCAGGUCACCGGUCGGUGCUUUGGGGUUACGGUGAGGACCUGGGUGAGGUGGUGCGGUCUCCCGAGGGUGCAGGAAGACCUCUGGAGAUGCUCCUGUGGCGUUGAAGCCAAGGGCCGAAGGAGGUGAGGUGUCAGGAGGAUGUCUGGGAGGAACGUCCAGGACAGGCUUGAGGAACAACGUGGAGGCGGUGGGCUGCAGCCGAGUGAGCGAGGCGGAGGCGGGAGGUGGGUUCCGAGGGGUCCCGGGCUCCGCUCACGCAGGCCUUGCAAGUGCCAGCAGGGACUCUGGCUUUGAGCGGAGGACGGACAGGCGCCCCCACCGCGGCUGCCUCUGGACUGGGGUCGGGGCAGGAGCAUCGGGGUUGGCGAGGUGGCCGCCGUACUGGUCCGGGUGGGUGAUGAUGGGGACUCGGGCCACGGAGGCGGGAGAAGAGGCAGGAUCCCAAAUAGAUUUUGAAGUCAGAGCCUUUGGGGUGGGACCGAGACGAGUUGAGGAUGAAUCCAAGGUUUUUGACCGGAGCUGCUGGGAGGACGGAGUGUCACUUUUCCAAGCCGAGAGGGAGGAUAAGGAGCCGGCUUAGGAGGGGAAAUGGAGAGUCCGGUGAUGGGAGACGCCCCACCCGGAGCCGGCCUGGGGGCGAGCCAGGGCCCCCCCACCCCCGGGAUGACCUCGGCCGGCAGGGCCAACCCCUACAGUAUCGUGUCAUCAGAGGAGGACGGGCUGCACCUGGUCACCAUGUCGGGCGCCAACGGCUUCGGCAACGGCAAGGUGCACACGCGGCGCAGGUGCCGAAACCGCUUCGUCAAGAAGAACGGCCAGUGCAACAUUGAGUUCGCCAACAUGGAUGAGAAGUCGCAGCGCUACCUGGCCGACAUGUUCACCACGUGCGUGGACAUCCGCUGGCGCUACAUGCUGCUCAUCUUCUCGCUGGCCUUCCUCGCCUCCUGGCUGCUGUUCGGUGUCAUCUUCUGGGUCAUCGCCGUGGCCCACGGCGACCUGGAGCCGGCAGAGGGCCGCGGCCGCACGCCCUGCGUGAUGCAGGUCCACGGCUUCAUGGCGGCCUUCCUCUUCUCCAUCGAGACGCAGACCACCAUCGGCUACGGGCUGCGUUGUGUGACGGAGGAGUGCCCCGUGGCCGUCUUCAUGGUGGUGGCGCAGUCCAUCGUGGGCUGCAUCAUCGACUCCUUCAUGAUCGGCGCCAUCAUGGCCAAGAUGGCUCGGCCCAAGAAGCGGGCACAGACGCUGCUGUUCAGUCACAACGCCGUGGUGGCCCUGCGCGACGGCAAGCUCUGCCUCAUGUGGCGCGUGGGCAACCUGCGUAAGAGCCACAUCGUGGAGGCCCACGUGCGGGCCCAGCUCAUCAAGCCGAGGGUCACCGAGGAGGGCGAGUACAUCCCGCUGGACCAGAUCGACAUCGAUGUCGGCUUUGACAAGGGCCUCGACCGCAUCUUCCUCGUGUCACCCAUCACCAUCCUGCAUGAGAUCGACGAGGCCAGCCCGCUGUUUGGCAUCAGCCGGCAGGACCUGGAGACAGAUGACUUCGAGAUCGUGGUCAUCCUGGAGGGCAUGGUGGAGGCCACGGCCAUGACCACGCAGGCCCGCAGCUCCUACCUGGCCAACGAGAUCCUGUGGGGCCACCGCUUUGAGCCUGUCCUCUUUGAGGAGAAGAACCAGUACAAGAUCGACUACUCCCACUUCCACAAGACCUACGAGGUGCCCUCCACACCCCGCUGCAGCGCCAAGGACCUGGUGGAGAACAAAUUCCUGCUUCCCAGUGCCAACUCCUUCUGUUACGAGAACGAGCUGGCCUUUCUGAGCCGUGAUGAGGAGGACGAGGCAGAUGGAGACCAGGAUGGCCGCAGCCCCCAGGCCCGGCAUGACUUUGAUAGACCCCAGGCCGGUGGCGGCGGCGGCGGCGGCGGCGGCCUCGAGCAGCGGCCCUACAGACGGGAGUCAGAGAUCUGAGCCGCCAUCGGCCAACGUGCAGCAUCCGCCCCGCCAGGGAGAGGCCCGGCGUCCCGCAAGGGCCCCGGGCUUGAGCAGAACGGGCCAGGUGCCCCGGUUGCAGACUCAGUAGCGUUUUAGAUGUUUUAUGUUUCUUCACAGUGGCCUGGCAAGGUUGGCGGGAGAGUGGGCGGCCAGUGGGCUGCCCCUGGCCUCAGGGGCCAGAGCAGGUGCAGGGACAGGGAGGUGGCCUCUCGGGGUCCAGGCCAGGAGCCGGGGGCUUCUGCCUGAGGCUAGAACUGCAGCCUGCCUGGAAACGGCUCCACAGCCACCCAGCCUCUGUGGGCGAAGGCUGGCAGGCUGCAGUGCGCCUCGCUGGUUUUUAACUUGGGGAGAAACACCAGUUUUGGCUUUCUCAACCUUAGCUUGAGUAAGACUGUUUACAAAAAAAAAAAAAAUAACACGUGAUUGAAAACAAUUUACUUUGUGGGGGUUAUAAGAAAGGACAGUUAGAAUCGCACUAGUCUGCUGAGAUGGAAGCAGUCAGAUGGAGGCUCCACGAGGUUCCCUGAGGCCGAACAGGCCUCUCCUCUGCGAAGGCGGGUGUGUGCCGGGCGGCGCAUCCGCAAGGGCGAGCGCGGUGCUCACCCGUGGUUCUUCGCGCUCACGGGCGCGUUAGAUGACGUUUGCGAUAGAAAACCAAGACCAUGUGAAUGAUCGUAAUAAAAGCUUUCCGGUAGAGGUGGGGGUAGGGGCUGGGAAAAAACCAGUCUGAGCUUUUUGAGUUUGACUUUUGUACCUUAGAGGUGCGUCUCAGGGCUGGAUAUGGGAUCUGCCUGCCGUGGAGGGUCCGCUCUCCCCCCACCCGCCAGAUUUUCCUGUUUUACUUUUCUCUCCUUUUCUGCCCAGCAGCCCCCACCCCUUCCACAGUGAGGGAUACUUGGGAAACGUUGGAGGAGAUGGCCCCGUGGGAAGGGAGGCCGGGUUCCCAGACUACAAGGAAGCAGAUCAGCCCCGUUCCCACGGGACCCCAGUGAGUCGUGCCUUAGAGACCCGGGUGGGCCAGCUCCGGUUGUUUCUGCUCUUAUCGGACUCGCCCCUCCUCCCAGCCGCCCCUGACUCCACCGUGAAGUCCCCACCAGCCUGUCUGCAGAGGCUGGGCCGUCCUGGUGCUCUCUGCACGCCUGGGGCAGCACGGGCUGUACUCUGCUGCUGAACGGCAGAGGAAUCAAUCGUCUUAGAAAAGGUGUGGCAUCGUCAGCAGAGACGACUGGGGGUGGCACGUGCAACCAGGCACCCUCGUCAGGAAGGGGUUUGGGGCACUGGGCUCUGUUGGCCCAGAGCAGGCCCCUGGACCAGGAGCCGCCCAGUGUGGGCUUGCUCUUGGUGGAGGACACAGAUGGCAGAGAUGGAGCUGGGGCCCUUUCCAGGACAGCUGAGAAUGUUGUCCUCCCAGAUAACCAGGCCUGGAAGGAAGUCCUUAAUUAGAAAGCCCAUGUGUGUCUCCCCAGCCUGCCUGUCUAGGCCACUCCAAUCCGCGUCCCCCAAGACAACCAGGCACCGAGGACUCUGGCCCCAAAGUGGGGAAACAGGUAGGGUGCAAGGUCACCCAGUGAGUGGGUGGGUCCUGGGAGGCAGGGAGAGGCCGGGGGCGGGGGGGGGGGCCUGGGCUGGGGGCCCUUGCCUUUUCUCUCCUUCUCCAGCCCCCAGGGAAGCCGGAGACCUGGCCUGCAGUCAGAGGCCAUGGAGGGUCUGUGCACGAGCUGUCAGUUCCCACCCAUAGACACCCUGGGCCCGUGCCCUCAGGUGUGCCUGACUCCCAGCAUCCUGCCCUAGCCUCAGGCCCCACCCUCAUUUCUGGCUGGGAUGAUUCAGGCCGCAGAGGCAGCUCUUUCCUCUCAGGAUCUGCUGGAGGGACCUCAGCUCCUUCUCAGCCCAGGGCCUGGCUUCCAGAGCUGGUUUUCUCCAUUUGAGCCCUGGGGCUCGAGGGUGGAGUUGAUGUGGGAGGGCUUACCUGCCCACCCCCGCCCAGGUUGUCAGGGAGCCAGGGAGGGACGAGGUGGUCCUGGUCACUUGGGGCUGGCAUAGGAGCCUGCAUUCUGCUGUGCCCAGCAGCUGGAGAUCUUUCCCGGGCCGGGUGUGUCCGGCUUCCGCUCCCACCCUCCGGAGCAGGGGCCAGGGACUCUGGGUUCCCCCCAGGCCCUAGCCACCUCGGCUUGGUGCGCCUCCUCUCAGGCCUGUCCCCCUCCCGGGCCCACACCGGAUGGUUCAGCCCCAGACCCUGCGGGAGAGCAGCCCUGAUCUGCCUUUCAUCUCUUGCCAAAGGCAGAUGCUGCGUUUUCAAACUCUUCUGCCCUCUUUUUUUUCCCUCCCCUGUAUUUAUUUAUUUAUUUAUUGCUUGUGCUAAAGACCAAAAUAGUCUCCCUCUUUAGUGCACUUGAAACGGGAGGGUGGAUGGGAGGAGCCGUGUGUGUGCAGAGCAAGGAUUACGUGGUCCCUGGGAGUGUGUGCCGCGUGUGUGUGUGUGCGUGUGCGCGUGCGCGCGUGCGUGCGCACCCAUGUUUGUGCACGUGUGUGUGGCGUGUGGCGAGCACGUCAGUCCUCUGAGUGUGCCACAUGCCGUGCGUGGUGUGUGUGCUGAGCACAGGUGAGUGGGGAGCGUUUGUGCCCGUGUGUGUGGUCUGUGUGCCGUGCAAGUGUGCGUACCAAUCCGGUCCCUCCCUUGCCUUCCCCGGCACUGAGAUCUCCAAGGGGUUUCUUGACGGCCUGAACUAGGAGGUGUGGGGGUUGCAGUUGGCCCAGAAUGUGGCCUCUGACACCCUCCCGCCUGAGACAUCGAGCCGCUUGUGUGGGAAAGGGGCCGUGCUGGCAGUGUGCUCAGGAGCGUGAGUGUGUGAGCCCCGAGUGUGGGAACUGACGUGGACAAUCAUCCCAUCUCAUCUCUGUUCAAGCAGAUGUGUGCAGUCACAGCUUUGCCUGAGUGCCCGGGUGUGCGGAUUCACCCCGUCAUGGGAGCGCCGUACAGGUGUGUGCGCACGGCGAUCUCCACACGUGUGUGAAUCCGGGCUGAUGGCAUCCAUGCGGGAUGUGUACGCGUGCGUACGCAGAUACACGCAGAGACUCUUGUGUGCGUUUACCCGUAGGCGUGGUUGUGGGUGUGCGUUCCAUACGUGGGCAUUGGUUUAACUGUUAGCCGGGCUGGAAGGCUGGGGACGCGCCACCCAGGACAGAUGCCGGCUCCGGACGUGGGCACCCAGCUGAACGCGGUAGUCCUGCUGACCCCCUGCCCUGAUUGUGUCCGGAGGGGAAUGUGUGGAAUGUGCGUGCCGGAGGCUCCGAGGCAGUGUCUUCGUGUGUGCGUGAGUACAUGGCAUCCAAGGAUGGCCUAUGCGUGUGUGCAUUUGUCCCAGUGAACACGUAUGCACGUGUGGAGCAUUUGCGUGGCAGCUGGGCCAGGCUCUGUGAGCAGGGCUGGCGCCUGCCUGCUGGGGGCAGCGUGUAUGGGCACGUGUGAGCAUGUGCAGGUCCCAGGGGUGUGUGCACACGGAUGUCAGUGGAAAUGGUGUGUCUGUGCACGCUCGUGCGUGCUGCUAGGAACAUGCUGGCCGCCCCCCCGUGCCCUGCUGGUGCUGUGCCGCCCCGUCCCCGCCUGCUGAGGGUCCCGGUGGGGGCCGGGGGGGCGGGAGCGGGGGCCUGAUGGGAAGGAGGCCCCUGCACAGGGGUGUCUGCCCUGCGUGAGGUCAUAGAAUGUCAAAUCUAUUUUAAAUGGUGAAACUGGAGAAUUUUCAUGUUAUUUUCAAUACAUAGCAGUAUCUAAAGACAUAGGCCACGAGACUAGACCACAUUAAAUGCAUUUUGAUCUCUUUGA
Molecule: messenger RNA, 7240 nt
Organism: Felis catus (domestic cat)
Lineage: Eukaryota; Metazoa; Chordata; Mammalia; Carnivora; Felidae
Gene: KCNJ12
Product: potassium inwardly rectifying channel subfamily J member 12
Exons: 2
Coding region: 2017-3393 (458 amino acids)
Biological process (GO): regulation of monoatomic ion transmembrane transport; potassium ion import across plasma membrane
Cellular component (GO): plasma membrane
Molecular function (GO): inward rectifier potassium channel activity
Source: RefSeq, a predicted model, not a curated record